Messenger RNA from Metschnikowia bicuspidata var. bicuspidata NRRL YB-4993, 2216 nucleotides. RefSeq lists its product as uncharacterized. Lineage: Eukaryota; Fungi; Ascomycota; Pichiomycetes; Serinales; Metschnikowiaceae. The transcript has a single exon. The record is from RefSeq and is a predicted model, not a curated record. Bases 1 to 2211 code for a protein of 736 amino acids.
AUGAUGACAGCUCUAGUCUCGGCGUCUUCCCACUAUUCGGACGGGUCUGAGUUCGCAAUGUCGGAACUGUCAAUGCUCGACUUUGUGCGUGAUCUCAACGGCCAGAGCGACAACAGGCUCACCGUCAAUCAGCUUCCUUUUGACACAGAGGCUUCAAUCCUACAAGUCAAGGAAAGAUCGCUGUCUCCAGAAAUAGACUUGGUUCCUUCAUACUUACUCACGCCUUCUUCGCAGUUGGUUCCCACUGCCAGCAGCUCGUUGUUCAACUACCGUACAGGGGGCAAUUUCCGCAAGAAGCUCUGUUCACUUGGCAACACUCUUUUUUCCAAGACACCACCUUCAGCAUCCCCACGAGAGCUUUGUGCAGAUCUGGAACGGUCGGCAGCUAAUAGUCCCUUACAAUCCACAAAAGAAGAGGCGUCUUCUGUCCCAGCAAAAAGAGGUUUUGUGUUCCCGGGACGGGGAAACCCAGCCAGCAGAAAAACGAAAAAGGAGCUGCUGGACAAAGCCGAAGAAAAACAAGAGCAUACCUGGCUCAGUUUUGGUUCUUCCUUGGAUUCAAACACACAGGCGCCUAAGCCGGCUCUUCAAAGCCUGUUUUCUCUCAGUAACUCCGAUCCCUCGUUGUCUGCCGACUUGAAAGAGCUUGCCCUUGAGCCCACAGCACAAAAAGCUCAGAACGCCACCCCCACUAAGAAUGCAAGCCCCGUUCGUGAGCUCAUACAAUCUGAAGAAGCGCUUUCUAAAAAGAGCCCCCCAAAAAGCUCCACAAUCUUGGACGAAGGCACAGUUGGAUCCAAAGCAUACCUGACAAAGCCGGCACCAAAUACAGAAAGCGAGAAUCAUAAGGAGCCAACUCUUCAUAAUUCUGGCCCAAUGCCUGACCAGCUGCCUUCACCACCAGUUUUGAAGAAAGAAAACAUUGAGGUCUUCAAAACCCACAGCCAACAGCAGCAGCAGACUCCCACUGAGAAGCACAAAAACAAGAAAGAGAAGGUCCUUGCAAUCACAAAAGUGGACUCUACUUCCAAUAAGAUCAAAGAGAGAGCGAAGAGUACAAACGCUGCGCAGAACACAAGCAAAGGCCAUGUGGAGAAGCGAAACUCAGAAAAUCAGAAGGAAGCUGUGGCCAAUACAGACGCAGAGAAGGCGCAAGCGAGGAAAAACGAAAAGAAGCAUUCAAAUCUGCACACCCUUGUAACCAUUGACAACUCACCUGCAUCAGUCAAAUUACCAAGAGGUAAGCUCCCAGUAGCCACAAUCAAUGCCAAGAUCAAUGCUCCAAGGACACAGCUGACAAACAAAGAUCACACAAAUGACAGCCACGUUCCUCUGUAUGACCAUAAGACCGAGCCGGUGCAUCCUAAAAAGGCUUCAAAAAAGGUAAACAAAGAAGAAUGUGUCAAAUCAGUUCCUGACCAGAAAUACCUGCAAGAGCACUCCACAGUUAUUGGUGAUGACAAACCAUACGACCGAGAAGCCGAAUUGCAAUUUUCCCCUUUUGUCGUUUCCGGUCUCACGCACCAAACAAGGCUGGUGGACUCAACCAGUAAAGCUCCAACGCAGAAAGGCGGCACAGCAAAACGGGAGGCAUUGAAGAAUCCCACUGACUCAGCUCACGGUCGAACGUCCACUUUUACGCUUUUCCCUCUGUGGGCCAAAUUCCCGCAAACCUUUAGAUCGAGCAAGUUUGGUCUGUCACCAAUGCAUCGCCUCACCACGCUAUUCACCGGGACAGAAGCUCAAACUCAUUCAAACGCAGCUUCUUUGGAUGCUGCAUUUCUGCCUCGCGAGGCGGAAAAGUCCUGGCAAGAAAAUCCUACUGUUCAGAGUCUCGGUGAUUUUUUCGCAAAGCCUCCAAACACAAGCAAGUUUGACCAGACUGGCUCCUGGAGCCAGCCUGGAGAACCUUAUGCGCUGUCUCAAUUUAGAAGUGCCGACACCCAUAGAUGGCGGAAUAAGUUUAGAUUUGGCUUUCGGUCAGCAAAAGAGUCCAAAGUCACCAAGCCUAAAGCAUCCUCAAUCCAGAAAGAACGCAAAACUACAGCCAGAGAAAAAAGACCAAAAAGCAUCCUCAAGUCUGCAGGUCAGCAAGGCGAGGUAUUUAUUCCUGUAUUGGGAGAGCCAGGGCCAGUAUUAGCUGCUGCCCGAACACAGAAGAGGCAACUGGGGUUAAAUCAGCGUAAGAGGAGUGGUACAAAGAAGGCUUAAGGGGC